Molecule: messenger RNA, 4184 nt
Organism: Gadus morhua (Atlantic cod)
Lineage: Eukaryota; Metazoa; Chordata; Actinopteri; Gadiformes; Gadidae
Gene: wiza
Product: WIZ zinc finger a
Exons: 9
Coding region: 384-2555 (723 amino acids)
Biological process (GO): regulation of transcription by RNA polymerase II
Cellular component (GO): nucleus
Molecular function (GO): DNA-binding transcription factor activity, RNA polymerase II-specific; RNA polymerase II cis-regulatory region sequence-specific DNA binding
Source: RefSeq, a predicted model, not a curated record
CGGCGGUGGUGGUGAAAGCCGGGGCAGGCUUGCCGAUCUGGGCGCUUCCAGCAGACAUGAUGACGGGGGUCGUUGCCUGGAGGGAACACAAACAGCAACCAUCAAGAGAGGCUGGGGCUCAGGAGGCAGAGCGGGGCAUGGACUUCCGCCCUCCCUUGUGCAAGGUUUUGUUGUCAUCAAGCCUCUCGGGUAGAUCUGCGAUCUGAGGUCUCCAAGGUUGAAAUAAACAUAAAAGAUAUAACGUGCUCCUGUUUUUGGGCUAGCCGUUGGAGCUACCAGACCCUGACUCUACCUUUAACCCUGGUAUAUCUCCUCUCGUAUCAGGGUCUGGGUGACACAAAGGUCGAGGUUUUACGUUUUGUAAACCUCAAAGGUCACCAGCCAUGGAAAAAAGACCUUCAUCCAAAAAGGUGUGUGGCGUGUGUGGCUGCAGCUUCGCCACCCGCCAGGGGCUGUCCAGCCACGCCCGUCUGCACCUGCGCCACCUCGGGGUGCCGCUGUCGGAGUGUACCAACGGGCCCAUCGCGCUGCUCUACGAGCUCAAGGAGAGCAAAGGCUCCCAGCUGGACUUCACCCUGGACCCCAAGACCCCCAUGGUGCCCCCCGGCCAUGAGGUACAGAGCCACUCAAAGACGCUGUUUGAGGAGCUCCCCGCCCCGAAGGAUCCUCUGCUGGGAUCUCUCACCGGUGGGACCAGUGGUGUCGCCGCCGCUCUCCCACUGGUCUCUCCCCAUAAGCGGACAGAGUCCAGGGACGUCGAGGCCCAGAGUUCGAGCUCCAAACAGACGACACUGAAACCAAUGUGGGCCCCGCAGGACACAGACGCCCCCCUGUCCUUGGUGUCCGACACCAGCGACGAGGUGCACGUGUGCCGGGUGUGCGGCGCGUGGUACGAGACGCGCAAGGGCCUGUCCAGCCACGCCCGGGCCCACCUGAGGCAGCUCGGCGUCUCGGACGCGAGCUCCAAGAUCAGCCCCAUCGCGCUGCUGUACAGCCUCAAGAACCUCCCGCCGGAGGACCCCCGGCCCGGGACCCCCCAGUCCCCCCAGUCCAAACCCGCCGCCGCCAAACGCCCCUCCCUGGACCACCCCCCCUCCACCAGCGCCCUCCCGCCCCCCCCGCCGGCCAAGCGGCCCAAGGUGCCGAAGGAGUUUGUGUGCGUCCUCUGCGGGGAGCAGUUCGAGAACCGCAAGGGCCUGGGCAGCCACGCGCGCUCUCACCUGCGGCAGAUGGGCGUGUCGGACAUGCUGGGGAAGACCUCGGCGGUGGACGCCAUCGAGGAGCUGGCCAGCAGCGGCGUGCUGGCGGACAUCUGGCCGCUGACCAAAGGGGCCGCGGCCAAAGCCAGGGCGCAGCAGUCGGCCCCGUCUCCGGCGCCAGCCACGCCCCCGGCGCCGCCCCCGCCGUCAUUCCCCCCCAGCGGCAGCGCUCUGUCCAGCCCCGGCCUCCCCUCGCCCGUCAGCAAAGCCCCGAAGGCGAAGAAGGGGUUCCGGCUGGCGGUGGAACCCCAGCUGAAGAAGCCCAAGCGGGCGCCGCUGGACACGGGGGAGACGCCCACCUCGGUGAACUUCAUCGAGCCCACGUUCGACGGGCAGCCCAUCCCCUUGAUCCUGUGCGAGUACUGCGGCCAGCUCUUUGACUCGAGGAAGGGCCUCUCCUGCCACGUGCGCGCCCACCUGCGGCAGCUCGGCGUGCCCUGGUCGAGCAAGUCGUCGCCCAUCGACCUCCUCCGGCAGCUGAUGGGGAAGGGCGUGCCCCUGGAAGCCCUGGACCCGUCGUCAGGCAAGAAGUCCCACAACCCCGCCUUCUGCGAGCUGUGCGGGUUCGAGUUCAGCCACCGGAAGGCGCUGGCGAGCCACGCCCGGGCCCACCUCCGCCAGCUGGGCGUCACCGAGUGGAAGAGCGACGGCUCCAAGGGGUCCCCCAUCGAGCUGCUCAACGAGUGGAUCCAGAAGGAGCCCGCCAAGGUGGCCGAGAUCACCCAGCGAUACCUGCUGGGGGACCUCUACAUCAAGAAGAGACCGGCGCCGUCCCCCGCCCCCCCGCUGGAAGCUGUCCCUGCGGCCCCCAGGAGCCCUGAGCCUCUGGGGCCGCUGCCGGGCCCCCGGGCGGGCAGGGAGCUGCUGGGGGUCCCCGGGGCGUCCCCCAAGGCCGCCCGCAAGCUGUCCACCAUGGAGAGGGGCCCCGGGGGGCCCAAGCAGCUGGCCUUCAGCGACGUCACGGUGCCGUCCCCCACCCGCGUCCGCCCGCUGAAGCCUCCGGCCGCGUCGGGGCAGGAGAACGUGGAGGGCAGCCCCCCGCCCCCCCGGCCCGGCAACAUCCCCGCCCUGCUGCCCAUGCCCCCCCUCACCCCCCUGGUCAGCCUGGUGGGGAAGGUGUACUCCCUCAAGUGCAGGUUCUGUGAGCAGGUUUUCCAGGGUCCUCUCUCGGUGCAGGGGGACUGGAUCGCUCACCUGCAGAAACACAUCCUGAAGCUGGGCUACAAAGGCAAGGCCUCGCCCUCCCCCGCCGUCGCCAUGGCAACCCAGAGCAUGGUCGACCCCGCUGCCCUCUAGUCCCGCCCCCCUCUAGUCCCGCCCCCCUACAAUCCGUCAAUCCGAUACAUGCAUGGCUACUGCAGAUAAGUCAGUCCUAUAAUUGAUGGUGCGUUUUAGUAUUCUUUGCGAACCGACUCGGGUCUCGGAUCUGACGCCGUGCCCCCGCUUCAAGCGUUUUAUUAUGUUUUGCUCGGUCGUUGGGUCCGUGGACGUUGCCUAACGACACACACGAACACGCCCCUUUUCCUCGGACGGCGAACUCGCCAUCUCGGUUGAACCCAGCGGUGACCGAGCCAAAUUCCGAGACAGGAUUCAAGUGCGGGCGUGACGUCAGAUCCGAGAUCCGAGUCGGUUCGCAGAGAAUACUCGAACGCAGCAUCAGUUCAACCGAGAUGGCGAGUUCGCCGUCCGGAAAAAAGGGGCGUGUUCGUGCGUGUCGCUAGGCAACGUCCUCGGACCUCCGAGACGGAUGGUUAAUAAAACGCAGCAUAAGAUGUAUGAACGUGGCUAGAUGGAAGACGGAGAAAGACCCAGACCCAGUACUGAAGGGAAAUUAAAAUUGAGGGGAAGUACUUAGGCGGGCGGAGCCAGGCUCGUGGUGGUAAACUACUCAGUCUUUUGCUUUCCUUUAACCCUUUACUGUUACUGCUGGUAGUUUCUGGCAGCACAGGUUGUAAUAUUCACAGCCUGUUCCCUGGCUGUGGAAGGCUCAAAAUCAGGCGUGCAGAAAAGAUUCGCCAAGUUUUUUAAUGCAGCAAUGAUGACCUUUUUUAAAAACUUGCAUUAAGGAUACACUGUUUUAAAAUUAUAUGUUGUCUUCUGUCUCUGUCCUAUUGGGCCGCAGUGUGUGUGUCUGUAUGUAUGUCUUUUAACACACACACACACACACAUACACAUACACAUGCACAUGCACACACACACACACACACAUACACAUACACAUACACACACGCACACACAUAUCACACACAUCAACAACUAAUUGAAUGGGUGUUUUGGUUGGGGGCAUAAAUCCAAACGCCAAUUUCUGUAUCACUGUUUUGGAUUAUCAUGGACCGGAUGUUUUUUUUCAGAAUUGUGAUAUUCAUAGGCUGAGGAGAAACGAAUGCUCAAUGUCCACACUAAUGAAUCUAGAAUCCUAUAUAUAUUCUGUUAAAAAAAGUUGAUGUUCAAUGUUUAGUGAGUUUUUAUAUUCUAUGCUGUUAAGAAAAGUUCUCGGGAAAUGUGCCAUUUAUUGUAAAAAGAAAAUAACGAAAAAUAGAAGGCAAUGUCCCGUGUUGCCUGUAGAGGGCGCACCUGAACCACUUAGAAAACUGUCCUUGCGUUUGUUUGCGUGUAGACUAGGUUUAACCUAAUGAGGAGGAUAAAGUCGACCCAUUUGUCCGCCACUACGCUGUGAUACUUUAUGAAGAAGAAAUAGUCAUUCCAUAUCUGUUUACACCCCGAUGGAUCUCAACAGCACACACUUAUGCAGUUGCAAUGCUUGAAUGCGUGUCCCUUAACAACAUUCUGUCCAGGCUCAUAGGCAUGUUCUACUCACAAAUGUGGAAUUUCUUACCAACCAUGAACAUGUGAUGGAAGUCUAUUUGACUUUUUAUCAACUUUUGUAGUUUUGUUUAUAUUUUAAAUAAACAUGCCAACAUGGGA